CCUUUUUGACUGUUUUUGACCAGUAGGACAUCUGUCAUUGCCAUUUUUGGCAAUUUUUACAUUUUUCUUAUAUAAACGGUUUUAUCGAAAAAUCCUCAAAAAUGAUGGAAGGGAUGAAUCAGGUGGGGCAGGAGGAGUACAUCUGGGCCAUGAGAACAAGUGCAUACAGAGAAUCGGACUCAGAAUUGUGGAAGGAGCGGCGAUCUCACAGCCAAAUGAUGAGCAAAAAGUCCAAGAGUGUAAUGGAUCUUUCAAUCGAUGAUCGACAGACCAAAGUCAUGGCGUCUUUGGUCCCCGAUGAGGUCAUCUAUAACGUGGACGACUACAGCCAUCGGCAAUACGACGCCUGUUUCCUCUUCGGGGACGUUUCGGGUUUCACCGAACUGUGCGAAAAAUACACAAAAACUGGCGUUUCUGGCCCUUCUCGAAUGACCCAAGUCCUCAAUAAAUAUCUGGGCUCAAUGGUCCAAGAAGUGUUGUCCCACAACGGCGACGUUUUGAAAUUCUCUGGUGACGCUUUCCUUGCAAUGUUCAAAUCGAGCGAAAGCGACACCAUGCGGGACGCCGUCCACGAAGCUCUAGACAGUGCUCUAGUCAUUCAGAAAAAUUACGGUUCGUAUUUAACGGACGUCGGUGUCGUGAUUCGAGUGAAAUUGGCAAUUUCGACCGGUCUUGUGACCUUUGCCCUAAUUGGAGACUCCACCAAUUCUCACUACGUGGUGGUGGGAAAACCGAUUUGGGACGUUAAAGCUGCCGAAAGCAUUAGCUCGGCUGGGGACAUUGUCGUGGCUCCGGCGGCGUGGUACUACGUCAAUACCAACGAAUACGUCUUCAAGGAAAUGCCAGAUAAUGUCCACAUCCGCUUGCUGGGUGUUGGUCCAAACUGGAGGAGUGUGCAAAGAAAUGUGCGCCAACAGAAGCCACAAGAUGCCAGAGAUGAUUUGAGUACGCGGUCGGAAAUCUCCAUCUCCAGCGAUAUCAUAAACGAUGUCACCCAGGAAGGGAUAGCAGAUGAGUUUUCACUGAGACCAGCGGUGAAUUUGGCCGUCAGACUCAAGAUAAAAGAAAACCUUCGACGGUUCAUCAUUGCGCCAGUAAUGAAGAGCAUCGACAUGGACGAACCUUUUGAAUAUCUCACAGAAAUGCGUCAGGCCGUUAUAGUAUUCAUCAACGUUAUUUCUUACAAGCUCCAAACCGAAGAAACGGUCGUUUUGGCCGACCAAACUUUUAAAAUUGUUUGCAGGGUGGUAGACAAGAUGAAAGGUUGCGUAAACAAGGUUUCUCUCUUCGAUAAAGACUUGAUGUUUGUUGUUAUUUUCGGCUUGCGUGGUCUUAAACAUGAAAUGGAGUGUCAGGUCGCGCUAAGAUGUGCGAGAGAGUGUUUCGAAGAAAUCAACAAGCUUCAAGGAGUUUUAUCCACGUCUAUUGGCGUUACCACAGGAAAAACAUACUGUGGAGUCUUCGGACACACACUUCGCCGCGAAUACACAGUUAUCAGUCUUAUUGUGAACAAAGCAGCUCGAUUGAUGGUGGCCUACAAAAAUAAAGUAACGUGUGAUAGGGAGACGUUUCUGCACAGUAAACUGGAGGCUAGGCAUUUUAUUUUGCAAGAACACAAGCAGCUGAAAGGGAUUUCCCAUGCUGGGCCGGUUUAUGAAUUUCGGGAGACUGAGCUGGCCCACGACCAAAUUCAACGCAUAAACGCUUGUCCGCUUUUGGGCAGAGUUUCCAAGUUGAAAUUAUACCAACAUCUCCUGGAGCAAUGCACCCACUCUUCAACUGGACACGAGCAGUACAAAAUGUAUGUGGUACGCGGGGAUCCCCGUCAGGGCAAAACCCGACUUUUGGACGAGUUUGUGUAUAUAACCCCCUCGCAUAUCCCCGUUCAUAAACUAACAAUGGCGAUGAAGGACCAGAAAAUUCCUUAUCAAGCCAUACGACUUAUCUUUAAUGCCCCCUUGCAACUAACCCCCUGGGCACCGAUCAAAGAAAAAGAACAGAAACUUUUGGAAGCACUGAGACAAAUCCAAGUCCCCGACCUUAUGUGUACUUUGAACAACGUGUUCGGGGUCAAAUUCAAAAACUCUGAACUGUAUUUGUCACUAACAGAAACCGCAAAAUUGGUAGCUUUGAAAAAAAUGAUCAAACAGCUGUGUUAUGCUUGUUUUACAACACUUUGGGUGAUUGCGAUCGACGAUUGUGAAUUUAUAGAUGAUGAUUCGUGGGAGCUUAUGGCCACGUUUUUGGAUGUUAAAACCGUUUUCAUAGUUGGUACAAUGGGUUUGUAUCGACAUGGACACUUGUCAUAUCUUGACGAUCCUCGAAUCAAGGUCGUACAUCUUGCUCCGAUUGAAAGAUGGUGUUUGGGGGCUCUGGCCUGUCAAAUCUUGGACGUUUAUGCCAUUUCUCCCGAGUUGGAGAAUGUUAUUCAAACGAAAAGUAACGGCAAUCCUGGCUGGGUUGAAAGCUUUUUGACUACUUUAAUACAAGAUAAUGCCCUGUACAUACUUAAAGCUUCUUUGAAAGAUAUAAACGAGCUUGGUUUAGUGUGUCCCCCUCUCUACAUGAUGACAAGAUUGUCGAAAGACGAAACAAUUAAAUGGCAACACAUAAUGGAAGAACGGAGACGUUCAAUGGAUUCGCUCACAGAACGAGACGACUGGAAGCGAUUUAUUGACAGUUGCCGAGAUAGUUACCUAAACGUCACGAUAAGAGAGCGAAUGGAGGAUUUAUCUCGAGGCGGCAAAGUUCCGAUUUGUGUGAUCACACCCAACUUUCGUGUGGGUGAAGAAGAAGGUGAGCUAUCAAUGGAUGCAAUGAUUUUAAAAACCUUCGAUUCGCUCAACUUUUUCGAACAACUCUUGGUCAAAUGUAGCGCUAUUUUGGGCAACCAGUUUCUCCGCAGCAUGCUUUUGUACGUCAUGUCGGCGCAGGAUAAAAGAAAAGCGGCGCAAGCAAUCCAGCGCUUAUUUGAGAUAAAAGUCCUAACGUGUGCUAAGGGCGACUUCCUUGAGGACACUGGCGUUUUCAAAGAGCGAUUAGUUGAUCCAAGCGAUGAAACGACCCUGAAUUGUAAAUGCAGAGGGAUCAAAAUCGAGGAAAAUUGUUCCGACCUUCCGAGAUACGCUUCGUGUGGUUACUUGCAAUUUCGCUCCUCUUUGUUCCGCGAAAUCACCUAUAACCUACUAACGGAUAACCAAAAGAAGGAGUUUCAUUCACGAGCUAUCCGAUUUCUGGAACGCGAAACGCGAAAAUGUAAAUCUUGUGGUAACGGUUUUUUUGACCGAAUCCUCGGUGCCAGACAAGAUAAGGAGUUUUUAACCGCUCGGGAUAGGCAAAAAAGGACCUCUGUUUCGGGUUCUUGGGAUACUUUGAGUACAAGUCGGCGCAAUUCGUUACGAAGUGUAUCCACUUUUUCGGCCGGAAGCCAGAAAAGCCAGAAAAAAAUCAGAUAUGAUGAGAAAUCAAUAGCUUCGCAUAGCACUAUUUUCGGGGAGGGUAAACCUGGCCGUGACAAAAUCUACACCGAAACUUUUGGAUUAACGGUUAUUAAUAAGCUGAAACAUAGCUAUUCCUUGACGAGGGCGUUUUCGGCUGAGGACUUUACCGAUUGCCAGUGCCAGUUGAUUUUGAGUACGACUUAUGGCCAGUUGAUUGAGCACUGUAUGGGGGCGAAUGAUUUUAAUAAAGUCCUGGAUGCGAUGUUGGAAUACGCUUACAUUAGCAUAACCACUUGCAACAUUCCUCUUGCCAUGAAAAUUCUAAUCGAGGCGUUAGACGUUCUAAGACAGAAGGAGAAAAUGAGAACUGAAAACAAAUGGAAACUGUCGCUAAUUCGUGGCCAAGUUUAUACUCUAAUUGGUUACUCUCGCCUAGAACUUGGCAGCUUCAACGAGGCCUUUAAUAUGCUUCACAGGGCCUUGGCCGAAUAUGGAAUUACGUUUCCAAAAGGUGUUAGUAAGCAACUGAGAACUUGCAUAAACGAAUUUCGCCAAAUUUUCGGCUUCUAUUUGUUUCCACGCACUUUGAUGAAACAUUUGGACCAUUGGGAAACAGUUUUUGCCAAUAAUCUUUCAGAGUGUUUGUCGCAUCUUUGCACUUUGUACAGGAUAAAGGGUGAAUGGAAGAACGCAGAGUUGGCCGCAAGUUGGAGCUUGGUUAAGUCGUUUGAGUCCUUCAGUGACUUUCAAGUUAUUUGCACGGCUUGUGCUAAUAUGUUGUACGUGGCUCAGCAUUUCCAAAAAUGGAAUUUAUGCAUUGCAUUGGAAGUUCACUCGUUACGUCUGUGCCACUUGAAAAGGACUUCAGUGGAGGCUGAGGAUCUCAAGUGUGUUGCUAAACUCUAUGGAGUCAUUUUUUGUGCAAGAAUGCUCCGAUCUGACUUGGACAAAGCAAUACAUAUUGGUUACAUAGUCUUGAGAAUGUGUUCUUCCAUUCGUGCUGUUAAAAUCGUCCUGCCCUUGCUUCCCCUCUUGCUUCAUGCUCUUUUGAUUGGGAAACACUUCAGCAAUGCGUAUUCCAUUCUUCAAGAACUGGAAUACUUUGCUUCAGAAGAUUCGGACCAUUCUGGCAAAGUGUGGUACUUGUCUUUGUGUAUCUGUCUGCAACUUGAGACUGGAUACACUGUCCUCCCUUACCAGGCUUGCGAACGCUUUUACCAGAUUGAAGGUGAGAAAUGGAUAACUAUCCGAGAUCCUGAUGCCAGGAAAAGGUUUUUCACUGUAAUGUGGCUUUGGUGUGUGCGACACGAGAAGUGGGAAGCAGCAUCCAUCUGGUGUAUCAAGUCCAAUGACUUUUCUGUUACCUUCGAAGGUGACACUUUGGCCAACAAAGUUACAGCGCUUUACUUGCUGGAAGGUUUAAUUUUGUUCCUGGUAACGAAAUUAGAUAAAAGGAAUAUAAAAGCUGUUACAAGAGCCGAACACGAGAUUGAGGAAUUAAUUAGACUGCUUAGCAAAGCAGCGGAAAGAAAUAAAAUUAUUUUAGCCAGACUCUACCACCUGAAAGCGUACUACAAAUAUGUGAAGAGUAACGACGCAAAAGUGACCAAGUUGUUGCUCAGGGCGAAUAAAUUCGCUGAGAAGUAUGGAAAUAAAUUGGAAGCUUCUUGGAUUGAUCACAGUAAUAGAGCGUGGAAUAAAUCUUUGGCUCCUAUAGCCAUCGACUUCUGGAAGGAACAUUGCGAAUCAGAGAACUUUCUGGAUUUUCAAGAUAUUGAGAUCAGUGAGGGAAAAUUGGGAUAUUUUACUCUGCCUACACCUGUGUACAUUUAGCUACAAAUAAAAACCUUUGAAUUGAA
Molecule: messenger RNA, 5299 nt
Organism: Tribolium castaneum (red flour beetle)
Lineage: Eukaryota; Metazoa; Arthropoda; Insecta; Coleoptera; Tenebrionidae
Product: adenylate cyclase type 10
Exons: 18
Coding region: 102-5273 (1723 amino acids)
Biological process (GO): cyclic nucleotide biosynthetic process; intracellular signal transduction
Cellular component (GO): cytoplasm
Molecular function (GO): adenylate cyclase activity
Source: RefSeq, a predicted model, not a curated record